UAUAAAUUUGAAAUUAAGUCAAGUAAAGACAAGCUUAAAUUUAAUGUAAACAAUACCGUCCAUCACUAUUUGAAAUAUUUGGUCCUACUUAAAGCACACGAUAGUAGAACAAAUUGCGAUAAGUCCACCAAUUGCUCGGCAACUCUGGUGGCCGUUUCAAAAACUUUCUUUCGUCUUCUGACUUACUAGAGAGCAGACUGCUCUUUCUUUGGCCAAAACUGCGGCGCUUUCCACUGGAUUAACAGGAGAUACCAACACUUCGGUCGUUCUUUAAAACUCUGCUCGUGGCAGGAUAAUGAACAUUCCCAUCUACCAAUUGCCCUCGGUGACAAUGCAGUCGAUGCGCCAGCAAUCGAUGUACCAGCAGACCUAUUUGGAUCGCAAUCGCAUGGUCACCGAUGUCUUCGUGCAGGAACAUGUCUCGCAGAGCUCCUGGUCAAUGGCCACGCCCUCUCUAUCGGCUGUGUUUAUACCUGGUACUGCCAAUUGCCCCAUUAUGACUGGAAGUGCCCAUGGAGCCUGUCAUCCCAACCCGCCGGCUCCUCAUCCACCUCCUCCGGCUGCGAAUCCUCCUCAUAUGACCUAUAUGGCCAUGCCGGGUAUGCAGUAUUAUGCAGCCAGUUAUGCGUCCAUGAACGCCUAUGGCCAGGGUCAGGUGUAUUCUGCUCGUGCUUCGGCUACCACCAGCUGCAAUAUGGCCGGAUUCUAUGUGCCGAACUACUAUUCAAGUGGCACUCAUGCUCCGCCGGCCAAGCAGUUCCGGACCGCACACACCCAGACACAGGCUCCCAUCAAGCGCUGCUGCGACGUGGCCACCCAGGUGGAUAUGGGCCUUGAAUUAUCCCGUUUAGAGGUCAUGAAGCCAAAACCUGCUCCCUUCUUCGAUAGUUUUGGUCCCGAAGAAUCGAGCAUAAGUUCCUUGGAAAGCGGUGCCGGCGAUGGCUUGCGAGUCCAAAAUCUGCUGCGCAACUCGGAGGUGGUGUUGCUCCAACAGCGGCUCCACGACAUUACUAGAAUCUCUCUGCAGGGCAGCGAGAUAGCGGAACGUCUGGCCAAUGCCCAUCGCAAUCGUCCGUGCUUCAAGAAGAUCGAUACACUUUGUGCCCGCUUGAAACAGGAUCUUCUGCGUCCGGAUGGCGUGCUGCCCAACAUCAACUCUCAGGGAAUCGCCUGGGCUGUUAAGGAUUUUAUAUUCGUCUUCACCCGCAUUGUGAAUGCCUGGGUAAUACUGAAAGGCUAUGUUUAUAACACCCCCGAGGGUUUGAACAAGAUCAAGGAUGAGUUGCCCGCAGGUUUCAUGGCCAUUUUUGAUUCCUGGCAAGUUUCGACCUUAUCCCUUGUGCAGAUGAUUAUAAAAUCCUUUGUGAGUCUGGAUGAACUCUUGCAAAAACAAAAGAACAGCUUUUCUGGAAAAGAUGGAAGCGCUCUGAUGCACGUGAACAAUAGUAGUUCAUUGAGAAGUUUGAUAGACAGCAACGAUAGCAGCAGUUUGGGACAGAAAAACCAGGCAGUGACUAAUGGUCAUCCCAUUUGUCCAGGCCAAGGGCCCAGUGCCUAUAGCACUCCACGGAAUCAGAAUGGAAUGGGGAAAUCCUUUUCAGAAGGCCAAGAGUCACGUGGCUGCCGGACUUCAACGUCCCCAGCUAUCUACAAGCCAAAGUGUGGAAUUAAUCUGAACUAUUUGUACACUAUGAUCGAGGAUUCCGAAGAAACCCAACGCAACGUGGAUGCUAAUGGUACUUAUCUGAAAACUGGAACCUAUCAACCACUGCAAAAAGAGUCGAAACAAUUAGAGAUGCCGCCCUUAAAGCCCAAAGAUCCGUACCAGGAAUCCCAAUGGCAGAGAAAGAUUCCUCAAAAGCCUUUGCCACCGCAGGAAAUUCGUCAACCUCCAGCCCCGAUAGCAGAAAAAUCUCGUGCGGAACCGGAGCGUCAGAAAGAUGUGAGGGCUUUUACGAAUCCAUUUAGCCUGAUCGGGCGAGAGGUCACUCGCCAGCUGUGCGAGUUCAGCGACCGCGUAAUGGAGCUUAAGCACUUGGAGCGCUUCUUUCGGAAACAGUUCACUCGCAACUAUUACCCAGAUUUCUUUCAGCACUGCCAGGAUGAGUUCAUUGAUGUACGUGCCAUUAUUCUGCAGUGCGAGAGGGCUUCCUACCAUCAUCUCUACCAGGCAAUUCACGAUCUACGUCGAAUCACAUUCGCGGGGCGCUGCUACCUGAAGAUUUACUCGGACGAAAACCUUCAGCACUACAUCGAUCUCUACGAGCGCUCUGUGAAUGAAAUGCUAUCCAAGCCACCGCAUAUUCCCAAUCAAUAUGAUCACAUUAUGGGGAGGCCAGGCGAGAAGCUUUUUAACUAUGAAAUCUAAUCGAAGAAUACCCAGUCAUUAUCAAGUUGGUUAUUGGUUGAUAGUUGGCCCACUCAAGCGGCCUUUUCUAGCUUUAUAUCUUGAAGUUAAGUAUAAUUAAUUCAACGAUUUCUUGUGAAGAGUUUAAUUGCGAAACCUCACAAGAGUCGAUAUAGCAAACUAUAGUGCCUUAAACUGAAUUGGAAUAAUGCCCAAUUUAGUGUUCGACUAAAAAGACGUACAACUGAUUCAUCAAAUUUAUAAAUUUUCUCAUUCCAAAGAUUUAAAGCUUUAAGGAAUUUUUACAUCUGUUUUUCGGUCGCAACAUUUAGUCAAACAUAUGAUUAAAACAAAACAUUUAUUUUAAAAUAUUAUAUAUAUAUAUAAUUUUUUUUUAAUGUAACAACUUUGUACGGAUUUAACUACUUUCUACUUUGUUAAAUUCACUACAAAAAUAGAUUGCCACUCAAAUUAAUAUUUGUAAAAUUAAAUAAAGCUAGGACAAUGGAUGUUAGUUUUCAUUUGUUAUUUGUUAAGUAAACUCAAAACGGAUUUAUAAGUUAGGAACACAAUAAAAAAACAAUAAAUAAAAUCAUAUAAAAAUUGA
Messenger RNA from Drosophila rhopaloa, 2954 nucleotides. RefSeq names its product protein mitoshell (gene mtsh). Lineage: Eukaryota; Metazoa; Arthropoda; Insecta; Diptera; Drosophilidae. The transcript is spliced from 6 exons. Bases 296 to 2368 code for a protein of 690 amino acids. The record is from RefSeq and is a predicted model, not a curated record.